AGAGAGAUCAUAUAGCCCGAGCAGGAAGCUUCCUCUCGGCCAGACCGCCAUGAGCACCGAGCAAACACACCGCGAUGUCCACACCCUCCGACACCGCCAUGAAGACGUCGCCUGUCGGCCAGCAGAGCAACAGGGCAGCCGGUGAUUAGACGCAAGCUGGUAGUCGUCACGCCAUGAAGGAGCUCAAGGGCUGCGGUAUGCGCUCCUCCGUGGGCUUUCUGUCCCGCCGAGAGAUGACCGGACAGCCGCUCAUGAAGGAGGAGUUCCAGAGGCGCAGGCUGGCCGGCUGCUCCAGCCUCUACAAGAAGGACAUGCUGGGACACUUCGGCUGCGUCAACGCCAUCGAGUUCUCCAACAACGGCGGAGAGUGGCUGGUCUCUGGUGGAGAUGACCGUCGGGUGUUGUUGUGGCACAUGGAGCAAGCCGUCCACGCUCGCUCCAAGCCGCUGAAGCUGAAGGGCGAGCAUCUGUCCAACAUCUUCUGCUUGGCCUUUGACAGCACCAACAAGAAGGUCUUCUCCGGAGGAAACGACGAGCAGGUGAUCCUUCACGACGUGGAGCGGAGAGAGACUCUCAACGUAUUCCUGCACAUUGACGCCGUGUACAGUUUGUCCGUCAGUCCCGUCAACGACAACGUCUUCGCCAGCUCGUCUGAUGACGGACGCGUACUCAUCUGGGACACUCGUGAGCCGCCGCACGGAGAGCCCUUCUGCUUGGCCAGCUACCCGUCAGCAUUCCACAGCGUGAUGUUCAACCCCGUGGAGCCCAGGCUGCUGGCCACCGCCAACUCCAAGGAAGGUGUGGGACUGUGGGACAUCCGCAAGCCACGCAGCUCACUGCUGCGCUACGGCGGCAGCAUGUCGCUGCAGAGCGCCAUGAGCGUUCGCUUCAACAGCACGGGCACGCAGCUGCUGGCUCUGCGCCGCCGCCUGCCGCCCGUCCUCUACGAGCUGCACUCGCGCCUGCCCAGCUUCCAGUUUGACAACCAGGGCUACUUCAACUCCUGCACCAUGAAGAGCUGCUGCUUCGCGGGCGACAAAGAUCAGUACAUCCUGUCUGGGUCGGAUGACUUUAAUCUCUACAUGUGGAAAAUUCCCAGGGACCCUGAAGCGGGAGGCCCGGGUCGUGUUGUGAACGGGGCCUUCAUGGUCCUGAAGGGUCACCGCUCCAUCGUGAACCAGGUUCGCUUCAACCCCCACACCUACAUGAUCUGCUCUUCCGGAGUGGAGAAAGUCAUCAAGGUGUGGAGUCCGUAUCAGCAGCCCGACAGCCUUGGCGACCUGGAUGGCCACGUGGAGGACAAGUCCCGCAGCUUGUACACACACGAGGAGUACAUCAGUCUGGUUCUGAACAGCGGUAGCGGUCUGUCCCACGACUACGUGAGCCAGUCCAUCCAGGAGGACCCCCGCAUGAUGGCGUUCUUCGACUCACUGGUGCGGCGGGAGAUCGAGGGCUGGAGUUCUGACUCGGACAGCGACUUGAGCGAGGAGGCCAUCAUGCAGCUCCACGCUCGUGGCCGCCGCUCCGCGCGUGCAACAGCAGCAACGCCGCCCGCGCCCUCGGCUGCCGGUCACCGCAGUGACUCCGACAAUUCCAGCUCCUCCUCCAUAGCCGGACCUGAACCUUCUGGAGGCGAGGAGAGGUCCAGAAGGAGGAGCAGACCUCAACGGCAGCGGUCAGGCUUCCUGGUGAAUGACGACUCGGACUCCAGUGAAUUCUGGCUGGAUCCCAUGCCGCGUCCUCGCUCCCCGAGCCCGCGGGACUACGCCACCCUCUCCAUACCGUCCUCCACGUCCCCGUCGCUCCCAGCCGGGGCCUCCAGCUCCUCGGCUACCACGUCCAGCUCCAGCAGUGAGGACGAGGAGCGGCGCAGUGCGGUGAGGCGCCGCAAUGUGAUGAGGCGGCACCGCCGCAUGCACGUGGCGUCUAGGGCCGGGGAGCGACCGGACUCUGUGCAAGCCUUGUUCUCCGCCAUCGACUCCUGCAGCUACCCGUCCAUCUCAGUGGAUGACCUGACGUCUUCGUCGGGUGAGGAACAGAAGGAGGAGAAACAUCUCAGUCUGGCAGACUUUGUGUGCGCCAGCCCCGUCAUGUCCCCCGCCAGUCAGGACGGGAACCAGAGGACCGAAGGGACGGAGUCCGACUCGCACGGGGCGGCGUGCAGCGGCGUGACUCCGAGUGGCCCAGGAGUCAACGGGCAGCACCGAGCCGCCGCGCCCGGCGACAGUGCCUCCGUUGAAUCGGAGGAAGAUGACGGCACGAUGGCGGCUGAGAGGCUAAAAGCAGGCACACAGAAACGGACCCACGUGGGACCAGAAGAGGGGGACAGUGGGUCGUCGCCCUCGGAGAAGAAGCUGAAAACUUAGCGAGUGCGCUCCUUUGCCACUUUCGUCCUCAUGACCUUUUUUUUUUUUCUGUUGACAGAAACACUCAUGUCACACAAGCUCCGCCCACUGCACCGCAACUAGACUGAUGGAGGACAAAAACAUUUUCUUUUUUUCACAUGUCGAGCGUCCGUGAAGGAUGAUUUUACUUUGAGACAAUGCGGUCAGUGUCUUCUGCUGAGGCAGCCAUCUUCUUUUUCCUUCCAUUAAAAAGGCUCAUUUCUUCUCCCACACUUCCUUCCUUCAGCAUUUCAACCCUCCCCUGAUGAGGUCUCCUUGGGAACUGGCGUCACUCUUGUUUGCCAUACCAUUUUCAUCCUCAAGAGGUGAUAGUGAGACUUAGUAUUUGGACUGUAUUCUCAUAAAAUUACUGGUUUUUCCAUUUCUCUUGCUAACGCUGCUAAAAUUGACUAUAUCUGCCACUAAAAUAACGUUAUAAUAUUACGUUGGUCUCGUAAAAUUGCGACUUUUCCCCCAUUGAACAUCCACUGCUCCCGUGUGACCUUCGUCA
Molecule: messenger RNA, 2895 nt
Organism: Doryrhamphus excisus (bluestripe pipefish)
Lineage: Eukaryota; Metazoa; Chordata; Actinopteri; Syngnathiformes; Syngnathidae
Gene: dcaf5
Product: ddb1 and cul4 associated factor 5
Biological process (GO): negative regulation of fatty acid biosynthetic process
Cellular component (GO): cytoplasm; Cul4-RING E3 ubiquitin ligase complex
Molecular function (GO): protein binding
Source: RefSeq, a predicted model, not a curated record